GUUCAUGGCUGGUCUGCGCAGACGCAGCAACCGCCUCCCCACCAGUUUGUUUACCUUAGCAACCAUGGCAGAGACGGUUCAAGAUGUUUCUGAAGCAGAUAAGCGACAUCUCGUUGAACUCGUCAAAGAACUCAGACGCUCCAAUGCGGUGCUACGGGCAGAAACUGAUAUGUAUGAGCGGUAUAUAAGCCGCUUGGACCCCAGGGACUUGGUUCCUCAGCCUUUAUCAGAUUCCCUGGGAGCAGCUGCAGCAUCACAGUUGGAGAUUGGAGGGGGCCGUGGGAGAAAGAUGAAAACACGGACAACGGCUCUGGAGCAGUUACAACGUCUGACAUUGGAGCAAAAGUGUGACGUGGCACAGAGAGAGUUAGAUGAAACCAAGGAGGACCUGGAGAAACUGAAGGAGAGCUCAGAGAGAGUGCUCCACAACUAUAAGGCAACUCUGGAGGAAGCAGAUAUUCGACUUGUGGAGGUCAAGAAAGCAAGUUAUGAGUUUGACCGUGAUGUCGCUAAGGUGUUGAGGGAGAAGAGAGGUGUCAUGAUGGGAGCAGAGAAGGUCAUUCGUUAUUUUGAGGACAGGAUGAGAGCAAAGGACACACUGGUUGAGAAGUUGCGGUUGAAGAAUGCAGCUCUCCAUGUGCAGAAGAGGAAGUUGCAGUUACAGCUACGACAGAAAGAGGAAAUGGGUGAAGCCCUGCACGAGGUGGAUUUCCAGCAGCUGAAGAUCGAGAACAGCCAGUAUCUCGAACGUAUUGAUGAAAGAAACCAGGACCUUCUGCGCCUAAAACUCCUGGCAGGAAACACCCUACAGGUUCUCAACUCCUACAAGAAGAAGCUGCAGAGCAUGACAUGUGAGUCAAAGCUGCUUAGUAGUGACAUCACCUCCCGUAAGGAGAUGCUGGUGAAGAUCGAGGAGGAGACUCUGCAGGCAGAAGAGGAGCGAGCCAAGGCAGAGACUCUUAACAGGAAGCUGCGAGGCCAGCUGGCAGAUUUCCGUGUUCCCCACGUGCUGCAAUACAUCACAGCUAAGGCCUCCCAUAGCCAGCUCGAGCAGAGUGUCCGAGCCUGGGAGCGAAAAGUUGAGAUCUCUGAGAACCAGAAAGUUCCUGAUUUCCAUGCCAUCCAUACAGAUGGCUCUGAAGACACACACCAAGACCUGGAACAAGCUGAAGGAAGCUGCAGGAGCAGGACCAGUCACAGCCCGGUGAACCUGGACAUGCUUCCUAAUAAAUCUAUUCUCUGCAAAUAUUCAAUCAUCCAAAGCAGUCAAAAAACAAUCAUAUAUCCGUCAGUCUCUUUUGUAAACUAGCUGAGAUAUGCCCUUAUAAAGUAACUCAUGUGUUUUAGCUGUUUUUAACUUGCAGCAUAUGGAAUAUUUGUAGAAUGGUUGAACAAUCAUGCCUUAAGUCAAAAUUGAACUUAUCGCUGAUAAAUCAUUCACUUUUUGAUAAAAACACCAAAUAUGUACCCUGAAAAGAUUUUAAUAUGGAGCCACCCCAGAUUUGACCUCUGGGGGGGUGUGGCAGCCAUUUUUUUUUAAAUGGCCCCCAACUAACAACAUUUUACAAUUCAGAAGGACUGCUUUGAGGUAAAGGCACCAACUUUGUCAUAGACCCUAGAUUUAUGGUCCCUGAAAAGAUCUUGAUAUGGAGCCACCACAGAUUUGGCCCCUGGGGGCUGUGGCGGCCAUCUUACAAAAUGGUUGCCGAUGGUAGCCUUAGAUACCCUUAAAAGAUUUAGAUAUGGCGCCACUGCAGAUUUGGCCCUGGCAGCCAUCUUACUAAAUGUCCCCAGACUGUACCACUAUUUUGCAAAUCAUUAAUCUACUAAAUGUCAUGGCCUAUACUUAUUUGACUUAAAAGUAAAGUACUUCUUGGCCUGGAUCUCCUGAAACACAAAAGGUUUAACAGUUACACACAGUAUAAUACAGGGAUCAACUAGAUUAAGCUGCAGACAAUUUUUUAUUGAACGGAUGGUCAAGGGGCCGGAACAUAAUUAUAAAUAAUUUGCAAAUUGACCGCAAGAAACCCAAACAGAUAUAACUAAAACAUAAUUUCAAUUCUUGCUUUCAUUUGUAUACGAUCACAUAUACCUCUCUAUUAUGUGUGGGAAUACUAUGGAACAGAUUUCAAAAAUUAAAAUCACUUAGAGCUAAUUUGCUGGUGUUUUUACAGUCUUUUAUGUCCAAAAAAUAAAAAUACUACAUAAUUUUUUUUUUUGUUGCUCAAAAACCUGGGAAGGGGCCAAAAAAAAGUUUGACCUGGGAAAUAUCCCAGCCAUUAAGUUGGAAUAGUUCACAAUUGUUGUGGACAAUUUUCUCAGUCAGACAAGAGCUUUAGCUGGCACACAUUAUCUUUUACUUUUAAAACUGUUUCCUUAACAAAAGUAUGACACUAGUUUUUCUAUUAGCAGUUUAAUAUAAUUUACUGCUAUUUCAUCAAAGUAAAGGCUAUGCAACAGUUUAGUAUACCAUGGACUUUUGGUGGUGAUUGUUGAUCUGAGAGACCCCCAAACCAUCAUUAGGGGUUCACAGCAAAGUUGUGAAACCUAUUGUUAUUCUUAGAUUUUAAAACAUUCCUUGACUUGGUCAAAUAACUCAUACAUAGAUUGGUAACUUUUUUUCUAAUUUGGCACACAGGAACUAGAGGCAAUAAGUAACUUGGUCAAAAUGUGUGACAAAACUGCACAUUUUAGAGUGGCCUUUUAAUGUCCCCAGCACAAGGUGCACCUGUGUAAUGAUCAUGCUAUUUAAUCAGCUUCUUGAUAUGCCACACCUGUCAGGUGGAUGGAUUAUCUUGGCAAAGGCAAAAUGCUCACUAACAGGGAUGUAAACAAAUUUGUGCACAAAAAUUGACAGAAAUAAGCUUUUUAUGCAUAUGGAAAAAUUCAGGGAUCCUUUAUUUCAUCUCAUGAAACAUGGGACCAACACUUUACAUGUUGGGUUUAUAUUUUUGUUUAGUAUAUUAACAAUUCAGGGUUUUUUUUACAAUGUAACACUAUUGCUUAAAAUAAUCUUGUCAUGGAAUAAGUGUGAUUCACUCCAAAUUUGGGCUCAUCACAAUGGUCCAUGAAGAGUUUGAAAAAUAAUGUUGAUGCAUUCAAAGAUGGCCAAACUAUACAAGUAGAUGCAUAUUAGCAAAUGUUUUAUUUAGACUCAUGAUUGCACAUAAAGGAAGAUAGUUCCUACAUGAUAGUGCUUGCUUUGUUAUCCAACUGGUCUUGUGUCCUUUGUUAUCCUGUGAACCUCAUUCAUUUCUGCUUGCAGCUAUAUUUUAAGAUAAUUACAGUGCAUUCGGAAAGUAUUCAGACCCCUUGAAUUUUUCCACAUUUUGUUACAUUACAGCCUUAUUCUAAAAUGCAUUAAAUAUUCCCCCCCCCCACUCAUCAAUCUACACACAAUACCCCAUAAUGACAAAGUGAAAACAGAUUUUUAGAAAUGUUUGCUAAUUUAUUAAAAAAAUAAAAAACAUUAAUACCUUAUAUUUACAUAAGUAUUCAGACCCCUUCCGUUGAGACUUGAAAUUGAGCUCAGGCGCAUCCUGUUUCCAUUGAUCAUCCUGAAGAUGUUUCUACAACUUGAUUGGACUCCGCCUUUAGUAAAUUCAAUUGAUUGGACAUGAUUUGAAAAGGCACACAGAAAUAGAAAGCAUCAACUGAAUGUUAAAUGUGUUUCCUGUCAGGUAUUUUAAUUUUCUGUAUUGUCUACUUGUUGAAUGUUUGUCUUUAUUUGUGGUUGUUUGUAAUGUCUUGAUAAUUGGUGUUGGACCCCAGGAAGAUUAGCUAGCGUCACAGCGUUAGCUAAUGGGGAUCCUAAUAAAAAUUACAACCUGGACUACAUAAGGUUCCACAGUUGACAGUGCACAUCAGAGCAAAAACCAAGCCAUGAGGUCGAAGGAAUUGUCCAUAGAGCUCAGAGACAGGAUUGUGUUGAGGCACAGAACUGGGGAAGGACACCAAAACAUUUCUGCAGCAUUGAAAGUUUAAGAAAAUAGUGGCCUUCAUCAUUCUUUAAUGGAAGAAGUUUGGAACCACCAAGACUCUUCCUAGAGCUGAGCAAUCGGGGGAGAAGGGCCUUGGUCAGGGAGGUGACCAAGAACCCACUUGUCAAUCUGACAGAGCUCCAGAGUUCCUCUGUGGAGAUGGGAGAACCUUCCAGAAGGACAACCAAAGUUUCUAAAAACCUGUUUUUGCUUUGUCAUUAUGGGGUAUUGUGUGUAGAUUGACGAGGGGAAAAAAACAAUUUAAUCACUUUUAGAAUAAGGCUGUAACGUAACAAAAUGUGGAAAAAGUCAAGGGGUCUGAAUACUUUCCCGAAUACACUGUAUUAUUGGAUCAGUGGAGCAAAGCAGAAUAUCAAAAGAGAUGAGCACAGAAUCAAAAGCACUGUAACUAAGCAGCUAACUUACUAUUGUCUACUAAACAAAAUCUUGUGGCUUUGGACCUGACCAGACAGCUUGUAUUCAAUUGUAUGCUGUACAAUGUACAUCAACCAAUGCCAUAUAUGAACCAAUAGCAGGUAUGUUACCAAAACAUUGGGAGAUGUACACAAGAAUCUCUAAACUAUAACAUACAGUACAACAUCUUGCCUAAUUGGGGUCAAAUGCAUUUAAGAAUGCUGCCAGACCUUUUCAUUGUACAUACAUUCAUCUCUGUACUAAAGUUGUGUUUCUCUAACAAAAAAAGCCUUCAGAACUGUAAAGUAUUACCAAUAGUGGCCAUUUUGUAAGAUGGCCGUCACAGCCCCAGGGGCCAAAUCUGUAGUGGCUCCAUAUCUAAGCCUGAUCUUAAAUUUGGAGCCUCUCUCUUAAAAUAGUCAUUGUAAAAUAUUGGUACUGCUAGGUAGUCAUUUUCAAAGAUGGAUGCCACAGCCCCCAGGGACCAAAUCUGUGGUGGCUCCGCAUCAAAAUAUUUUCAGGCUACAUAAAUCUACUCUGCCAAAUGCAUUUCUCAAAAUAGUCCUUCUGAACUGUAAAAUAGUUAGUCGGCAGCCAUGUUGUGAGAUGGCCAAAAUCUGGGGUGGCUCCACAUCUAAAUCUUUUCAGCUCUGACUAAUUUGGUGCCUUUACCACAAAGCAAUCCUCUAUAUAAAUUGUAUAUUAGGCCAUUUAGAAAAAAUAUUUUCAGGGUAUACACAUCUACAGCUGUACCAAAUUGGUUGCUUUUAUCACAAAAUGAACGUAACAUUUUGCAGCAUAACCACUGUACUAUUGACAGACUAUGUAAACAAAUAGCAUCUGACCGAAUUAUGCAAGAUUUUGGUUCUGGGUUAACAGAGAUUACAAUUAACUACAAAAUGAGUGUUAUAUUUGUACAUUACAUUAUCAAUGGUAAGUGCAGUGUAUUUCUUCUGGGUGGCAUAAAGGACAUGUUAUAGUCUGUAUUUAAGCAAGCAUUACACACCCUAUUACAAAUGAGAAAAUGUGAUUUUACUGAAUGUACACAUCGUCAUAUUGUUUAACUACCUAAUCUACAUACUUAAAAAUCCUGAAAGAAUUCAUGCCAGUCCCCUCUGCAAUUAAACAUACAUGACACCC
Molecule: messenger RNA, 5534 nt
Organism: Salmo salar (Atlantic salmon)
Lineage: Eukaryota; Metazoa; Chordata; Actinopteri; Salmoniformes; Salmonidae
Gene: cfap263
Product: cilia and flagella associated protein 263
Biological process (GO): cilium assembly
Cellular component (GO): ciliary basal body; axoneme
Source: RefSeq, a predicted model, not a curated record